AUGCGUUCACAUGCAGGCGGACGGGGAGUCGGGACGCGGGUCGAAGACGGCGCGCAGGGCGGCCACGACAGCGGCGUCGUGCUGCGAGAGGCGCUCGCCCUGCCGGAACUCGUCUCGCCGUGCCAGCUGCGCCCACAGCCGCUCCGGACUCAGCCCCAGCGGCGUCUGCAGCAGCGCCUCCCAGUCCGGCGCCCACUGGCCCGCCAGCAGCUGCGCCAACAAACGGAGAGUGAGCGCGGCAUCGUGGUACCUCCCAAAUUCCGAACCAGAAAUCUGUAA
This is a messenger RNA of Gryllus bimaculatus (two-spotted cricket), 279 nucleotides long. NCBI's taxonomy places the organism in Eukaryota, Metazoa, Arthropoda, Insecta, Orthoptera, Gryllidae. The record is from the annotation of a GenBank genome assembly.